AUAGGAACGAGCCGAUCCGUUCGUCACGCGGAAAAUCAAAGUUGUUGUGGGAGCGCGUGUGUGUGCCAGCGCACAGGAAACCUGUCCGGCGGGUGCAUGCGAGAGGAUCGAGACGGCGAGGAGGAGAAGUGGACGGACCUACCGGCACCAGCCCCUCCUCAAAUAAAACCCCUACCGUAGCAAAAAUAAGAAGCCCCGCCGCACCCCACCCCCGACACACACGGGAUAUCGCAUUAUCGCGAUGAAAGAUGACUUGACAGUUGCAAACUACAGCUCUACCUCGUCAGACCGUGGCGAUGUUUAAACCUCUGCGUGCAUAGUCGCCCCCCCCCCCCUCCUCCCCCCCUUGUCCCUCUGGCACCGUGGACGUCUCCAUUCGGGUUUCGCUUGCCGAAGGAGCGUUUUGCUGAACCGAUAUGACGGAGAUCAGCGAAAAGGAGAACGAACCACAGAACCUUCACCGCCCGCCACAGGCCACCGUGCCCAGCCAGCCCGAGACCAAGUUACAGCGGUUAAAGCGCUCCCUGUCUUUCAAGUCAGUCAUGCGCAGCAAGAGCGUGGACAACUUCUUCCAGCGCAGCAACGGCGAUCCCCGCCCUCCCUCCGCCCGCGUCGCCUCGCCUGCACCCCCGCAGUCUCCCCCGCCCGUCCCCGAGUCCCCCCUGGCCUACGAGCGCUCUCCGUCGCAUUCGCCGUCGACCAGCCCCGACCCCUCGUUGUCCUCGCGCUCGCCUGCCGCCAGCCCCUCGAAGUCGAUGAGCUCCAAGGCCCAGCCCAAGGCGCAGCCGCAGGCGGCGAAGACCCACUGCUUCCAGGAGCACGUCUUCCGUCGGCCCGCCAACUGCCAGCGGUGCAAACACAUGAUCCAAGGGAACUCCAAGCAGGGACUGCGUUGUAAAGCCUGUAAGCUGCCGGCGCACCUCUGGUGCUCGUCGGAGCUCUCCCAGCAGCCCUGUAAUGGCAAGACUGGAGCCUUCAAGAGGAACUUCAGCUCUCCGCUGUUGACCAGCGACGCGCUGGGCGUGGUCAUCGAGGCUCCCGCCGCCCAAGAGGCGGAUCAUGGCAUCGUCGACCCCGUGUAUGAGGCCCUGCGCUACGGCACGUCGCUGGCUCACCUGAGCCGCUCCAGCUUCAGCAGUAUCUCCGAGUCGCCCUGUCACGAGGCGGAAAAACUGCAAGACAAACUAGAAAACCAGCCGAUAGCUGAAGAGGAACACAUCCCCGGAAUGCUCACCCCUCCGGAAAGUGAAAAGGCUGAUUCAGAAGACAGAGUCAGCCUGAAGACUCCUAAGAAAGUAGAGGUCCACUCCAUCCACACAUAUGCGGCUCUCUACAAGUUUCUGCCUCAGGAGAAGAAUGACUUGGAACUACAGCCAGGAGACAGAAUCCAAGUCACCGAUGACUCCAACGAGGACUGGUGGAAGGGGAAAAGCAGAGACAAGGUGGGUUUGUUCCCGGCCAACUUUGUGCAGCGGGUCCGCCCCGGUGAGCGCGUGUGGAAGGUCACAGAUGGUUUCCACGGCAACCGAGACAAAGGCCAGAUGACUGUGAAAGAGGCCCAGAUCUGUGUGGGGAAGAACGAGGAGAUUGACGGUUUCCUCCGGCUGAGCAGCGGGAAGAAGAGAGGCUCGGUCCCCGUGAAGAACCUGCUGGAAAUAUGACCGCGGAGCGCUUCUCCUUGACCCCGAAGAAGAACCUCGCUAUGACGGAGGUGCACUCAGGAGUGUGUAGCCGACACCUCACUGACCGCCAAACACUCACCGCCCCCCCCCCCCCCCCCCAACCCCUCCAAAAAGAGGCCGUGACUCUGCAGCCUGAGUGGACAACCAGCCACAAAUGAGCUUUCGCCCGCAGAAGCUUUUAAGACUUUAAAGGAGGGUGGCGGCUCCCUCAGAGCUACUCAUGUUGUAGCACAACUUUACACCUUGCGUGUUUUCUUUUCUUUUUUUUUUAAUCACACUCACAACAGAAAUGUAGCAUCACGCUGAAGAGGAUGGUUUUGCAGGAUGUCGGGCUCCCUCUCUCGCCAUUUUGCCCCUCUGCGAAUACCGGGGGAGAGGACUAAACCUUACUUUGAGCGGUGCGCGAGCAAAGGCUUGUGAGCAAACUCACUCACUGUCACUGUUUGCUGUUGAGAGGCCCGAGAGCUUUGUGAAAGAAUGUAGCUGUCUAUGGUAGUGGCCUGUGUGCUAAACUUUUAGCGACGUGGUUUGGUAGAUGUAGCCGAGGGGAUACGUCACCGUUGAUCUCAUUUUGUGUGUGCGGAACGCAGCUCACGCUGUGUACACGUCUGCCUUGUGGCUUUAUGAUUUGCACAUGUGUUACUCCUGCUCCGUCUAGAAAAUGAUUCAGGUAAUUACACUGUGUGUAUGUAAAGAUUUUAAAAAUUGUCUUCUAUGCUACACCUCGAUCCAAUGAAAGUCAUAACACACACACACACACACACACGCGCGCUGGGAUUUUCUAUGUUUCAACCUGCUCUCCAGUGAUUAGAUUAUCGUGCACAUUAGGCUCUUCACAGCUCCGAUGUGACGAAUGCGUAGCGAGCGCCUCCGGGAGCUUUUUCCUUUCUUAAGGCGUCCUUCAACCACACUUAACCUACACGCAUUUGUGCAGCUCACGCCCCAUAAAACUCUAAAAUGCACCACCGGAAUGUGCUUGUUGUCAUCACGUCGUUAGCAUGUUUAUCUCUUUGUUGAGUUCUGUAAUAUUUUUGUUGCACUACAAAUUGAGGAUGGUGUGAUUUCUUGACUUUCGGACGCUUUCCUUGCACGGAAUAGCACAGCGAGGAAAUACUUCGUCAUUCUGGAUGAUGGAUGAGAAAAAGUUAUGCAGCAGUUAUGUAUCAAGAAAGUGGUGAAGGCCAUUCAGACGUUGAGUCCCUCGGAAGGUCACGUUCACAUCUUGGGCUGUCUAAAGUUUGCUGAAUUCUUUCUGAAUGGCUUUUAUCUCUUGCAGCACAUUUGAUUACUUGAAUGGAACUCUAAGGGACUGUUAUUGUUUCUGUUAUUUUAAGUCUAAAAGGCAAAAUCAACGCACACUAUGUGAUUUAUUGCUCAUUAUGAACCAUAAGGCGACGACAAGUUGCAGCAAUAACUGUAAAUAAAGGUAUGACAGUAUUUGUAAAUAGCCUUAUAUAUGCUCUGAAUAGCUCUCUAUCCAUGAGGUUUGCAGCUAUCCGUGAGCCAACUAAGGGCAUUAAUCUCAGUUAUAAAUUACAGGAGAUCAUUAUUUAUUGUCCCACUUACCAAUGUAUGCAUCACUUUGCUCGAUUACCAUUCAGCCGAGUCAGCACAACUCUUUUCAAAUACUAUGCACAACAGUUCUAGUCACUCACUUUAUUUUGUACUCGGCUUAUUUCUUGUGGAGCCACAACUGUGUCUUUAUAAACCUUUGCUUUUGCAACAAUUCUAAUUGGGAAUCCAUCCUUUACAAAGUGCUAAUGCUAAACAUUACCUUCUCUGGCUAGAACCAAUAUUGGCUCAGGAUCAGUGUUACCCAGGUGAGUUCCCUUUCUCACCUUAAUGCACACUACCAGGCUAGUUCUUUGCAUGGCUAGCUGCCCUUUGAUCCUCACAGCGCUCAAUAAAGUCAGACAAACUGUCAAACCGUGUGCUCUUUUAAUUGAGAAAGACUGUUCCUCUGUUCUGUUCUUUGUCUUGCUCUGUCAAACUAUAUUAUUCACCUCAUAAAUAUUGGAAUUACUGUUAAGCCAACAAUGGCAGAAGUAAACAAGCAAGACCAGAGUAUAGAAAUACUGCUUUGCAACUAAAAGUUGUGCAUUCAAAGAUUUUCUGAAGUGAAGAUACUAAAAUGUUGCCAAAAAAAUUAUUUUCAAAGUAUUAUAGUAAAGUAAUCAUGUCUUCUGGACCUUUUCAUUGUUAUAUAAUUCAUUAUUAUCUUUAUUG
This is a messenger RNA of Pungitius pungitius (ninespine stickleback), 3908 nucleotides long. RefSeq names its product SH3 and cysteine-rich domain-containing protein 2-like. Bases 417 to 1661 code for a protein of 414 amino acids. Gene Ontology annotation, cellular component: extrinsic component of cytoplasmic side of plasma membrane. Gene Ontology annotation, molecular function: protein binding. The transcript is spliced from 11 exons. NCBI's taxonomy places the organism in Eukaryota, Metazoa, Chordata, Actinopteri, Perciformes, Gasterosteidae. The record is from RefSeq and is a predicted model, not a curated record. Gene Ontology annotation, biological process: positive regulation of protein localization to plasma membrane; skeletal muscle contraction; positive regulation of voltage-gated calcium channel activity.